AGAGGGGAGGGGACCAGGCAUUUCAGCAGAGCUCAGCCGGCAGCAGCAGCCUCCGGACUUUCACUCCCAGCUCGCCCCCCUCGCCAGCAUGGACGGGAAAGCCCUGGCGCUGAUCACUUGUCUGCUGCUCUCCCUCUCGGAGGAGAAACCCGUCAGCCUGACCUACCGAUGCCCCUGCAGGUUCUAUGAGAGCAACGUGGCUAAAGCCAACAUCAAGCACCUCAAAAUCCUGACCACCCCGAACUGCUCGCUGCAGAUUGUCGCAAGGCUGAAGAACAACAGUAAGCAAGUGUGCAUUGAUCCCAAGUUAAAGUGGAUUCAGGAAUAUCUGGAAAAAGCUUUAAACAAGAGGUUCAAGAUGUAAGAGGCAAGCAUUGUAAGCCGUCUACAGGAUUUCUUACUGUAGGACCCAGAGAGCAGAUGCCCAGUAUUAGGGAAUGAAAGCAUUUCACUGUUAUCAUGCAGCGCAAAGGCAAGGCUUCAUGCAUUUCCAAAGGCUUUUCUCUUUUUAUUUUUUGCACAAAUUGGCUUGCUUUCACAAUACAAUUUUAUGGAGUAAUGUGUUUGUUUUUUUAAAAAACAAUCUUUUUGUAGUUUGGUUUAUCAUCUAGCACUGGUGGCAGUGAUGAAUUUAGACUAACCCUACAGUAUAAUAUUGUUUUCCUUGCCUGUAUUAUUUAGCAAUCGCUGUUAAGUUCAUGCCAGCAUCCAAGAGUUUUUAACCUAGCAGGACAUGAGCUGUGAGGUGCAAUUCGAUCAUGUAAUUCCUAUGUUCCUAUGCUCCCAAUGACUCAGCAUAAAAAGCAAUGCAUUUUCCCAUUCCUGUAACCAGAGCUUGUCUGCAGCCCUACCUGAGACAGGACACAGGGCAGGAGAGUAACACUGGGGCUGGCCCAAGUCUGCACAGUAGAGUGUGAUUUUGCGAGUGUGCGUGCGGGCAAAUGUUCCCAGGUGGAGAUGCCUCUGUCUGCCGGUGAAACGAUCUAGUGUCCAGAGCUCCAUUUGCAACAAGGUAUCACUCAGGAGACACGUGCCACCUCCGGCAACCCUGCAGGCCUGUUAUUUCUUCCUCUUGAUUCCCAGCUCUGUAACCACGUAUAAAGAUGUCUGAAAUAGGAAAUGUAGAGGAAAGGGAUCUCAGCGAUGGGGCAGUCUCUUUGUUACACUGUGCACUGAGAAAUGGGGAAAAUCCCGAGCAGCAAAAUAUCUGUGUGAUACCCAACAUUGUGUAUUGGGUGGGUUUCUUCGGAAGGAAUCUUCUCCUUUAUGUGGAGCUUGUAUUCUGGGCAUGCAAGGGCUACUAUACUAAGCACUCUCUUCUGUUGCAAGUAACUUACAUGCCAAAGGACUGUUCUCUCUGUCCCAGGAAGGUCUUUGGUCACUGUGGCAAACUAAGUGUUCUCCUCCCUACAGGAUGUGCUUUGUGGGCACCAUGUCGCCCCAUCAGCUUUGAAGCAGAAACCACUGAAAACAGUGCAUGUGAUUUGGCCCAUUGUUUUUUUCCUACGACGUUGGUGCUUUUAUGUCUUGUGCACCCUGUUUUGUAGGCAUUUGGGGAGUAGGGAUCCAGCACCACUGACAUCAAUGGCAGUUUUACAGCUGAUUUCAAUUGGAGCCAGAUCAGACUCUCUGUCAUUUGUGUAAAGGCAAAAAGAGCUUCCGUGACCAAGAAAACCAUAGACCAGUGCAUCUUCCAUAUUGUGUGUUUUGUCACCUAGGGGCCAGAUUCCCUCCUGAUAUAGGUGUCUGCAGUUGCCAGUGGCUUGGCUGGAAAGUAUAUUCCUGCAUCAGAGGUAGGAGUCACCCCCAGAUUUUUAAAGAAGCCCUGGAGAAAGUGCCUACGAAUUUCUAUUCUAACACAGAAUGAUAAUCUGUCUCUCCUACCUGCUGGACAGUGACUCCUCACGCACGUUGUCUGAACUGGGCACCAGCUCAGAUCCUGCUCCCAUUGAUGCCAGUUUAGACUGAAAUCUCGCUCUCUGACUGAGUGCAUUUGCCACAACAGCGGCCCUUUAAAACCCGAAACCAUGUUCUGCCUUCCAUGACGAACCCCUUUAAACAGCCCUUAGUGUGAGGACUGACCUCCUGGGUGACAAAGCCAGCCUCAGUGGGUCAGUGCUCAGAGCACUGCAUUUGGUCUCCUUGUGUCAGCCAUCAUAACUGCUGCAAACCUUAGUGUAGACAGGCAAAGCCACUGUAAGCCAUGCAUGGCACUGGUGCAAUUCCCCCUGCUGGAGACAAAAACAGCCAGCAAGGCUGGUGCAGCAGCACCGAUCACACUGAUGGAAGGGCACUGGUCACUUGGGGUACAUCUACACUACCCGCCGGAUUGGCAGGUAGUGAUCAAUCUAUCAGGGAUCGAUUUAUCACGUGUAGUGUAGACGCAAUAAAUCGAUCCCCGAUCACUCUCCCGUCGACUGCUGAACUCCAGCUCAGUGACAGGCGGAAGCGGAGUCGACGGGGGAGGAUGCGAGGUAAGUCGAACUAAGAUACGUUGACUUCAGCUACGCUAUUCUCGUAGCUCAAGUUGCAUAUCUGAGGUCGAUCCCUCCCCCUAGUGUAGACGAGGCCUUGGAGGGCUGUCCCAGUCACGUAGGGAAGUAGAUGCUUUGUGGGAGAAGGGAACAUUAAUGACCUAUUUUAUGGGCUAUGGGCAAGUGACUUGCUGGGGUCUCUGAGGGUUCUAUUGUUUGCUCUAUAGUAUUUGCAUCAGAAGUGUUAAUCAGGAAACAGAAAUGACAGACAGGCAAUUUACACUAGAGAAAUCAAUCCCUGUACAAUUGAAAGCUUCUUGCACUAAUACUUGAAUUGUGCUCCACUUCUAGCUAUUCCUUAGCCCUGCCAUGAGUGCAGGGGACUGGACUAGAUGACCUCUCGAGGUCCUUUCCAGGUCUAUGAUUCUAUAAUUUUAUGAUUCCUGUGGCCCUCUGCGAUGUUAGCAAGUUGCAGUGCAUCGGUUUCAUAAAUCUGGUUCCACGGACAUGGAUCCGUGGUAAGUUUUGCUUUCUACAUUUGUUGACCAAAGACAAAUUCAGGGGAAGGAAGCAGGGGCAUACAGGAGUAAUGCCCUGGCUGUCUACACGUGAAUGUGAAGAGGAAGAAAAAAAAUAACACUGAAACAGUGCCAAAAGAGCAAUUUCCACAAAUGUGAAAUGUUCACGAGUGGCUAUUUUCUAAGUGACAGCCAUAGAAUCCCAGGUUUAAAAUCCAGAAAGGAAAGAAAAUGUGGUAUUUAUCACUGUGCCAAUACUCAUGUUUAUAUGAGCUUUACAACUGUAGUAGCUUUAGAUGUUGAUGUCUUAUUUGAGUCCUGCUUGAGAAAGCGUGAAGGGUGAAUUUUCAAUGUGUUAUUAACCGGUGUGGUAUUUGAGCAAGGGUGACUGUGGUUGGUCUUUUCCAAUGGAGGCUGUAUUCUGAGUUGAAUGUACACAUUUGAUUGAAUAUGCAGUUCCUGUAUAAUUUCUUGUUGCUAUUUUGCCUUUAUUGGGAUCUUCACGAUCCCCUCUUCUCUGAAAACUUGUACUGAUCUAUGUCAAUUACAGCAUAUAGGCACUUGUCAGUGCUCAUAUCCAAAAUACAGACUUAACCUUUACCACCAUCCAAUCACAUAAUAGCCUUGUUUGCAAAUCCAGAUCUUCAUUGACCCCAGAGAAGAAGGCAUAUACAUCACCAUGGAAGGGCUGCAUGCAUCCUCCAACCUCUGAUCAUUGAGAAAUCAGUGUUGUAAGAAUGUGGUGAAUACUGUAUUUUGUAUUGUUAUUGAGGAAAAAAAACACUUCCCAGAUAAUGUGAAAAAGUUUUUCUGAAAGGCAGCUUUAUGGAGAUAUUAUAUACAUUUGUGCUUUUUAAAAUAAUUCCUUUUCAUACAGUAUUUUGAAAAUAAACACUUUUUAUAUCUA
Messenger RNA from Mauremys reevesii (Reeves's turtle), 3899 nucleotides. RefSeq names its product C-X-C motif chemokine ligand 12 (gene CXCL12). Gene Ontology annotation, molecular function: chemokine activity; CXCR chemokine receptor binding. Bases 89 to 364 code for a protein of 91 amino acids. Gene Ontology annotation, biological process: axon guidance; induction of positive chemotaxis; defense response. The transcript has 4 exons. The record is from RefSeq and is a predicted model, not a curated record. NCBI's taxonomy places the organism in Eukaryota, Metazoa, Chordata, Testudines, Geoemydidae. Gene Ontology annotation, cellular component: extracellular region; external side of plasma membrane.